UUACGACACUUCGCCGAAAGGUUAUACUCCUCGGUAUUGCUGCAAAUGUGAGGAAUAUUUUUUAAAGUUUUGUUCUAUUGUGCAAGUGCUUAUCGAUAAAGGAAAAAUAAUCCUUUGUACAAUGGAAAACAAUACAAGUAGUGAUAUUGAUAUGUCAAAGCUUGGACCAUCAGCCAAAGGCCUGUUGACAACGUUUGAAAACGCCAAUGCAAGCCUAAUGGCAUCGGCCUUAGUGUCCUCGAUUCAAUUUGUAACCGCUGCGAAAGAUGUGGCCGAAGCAACGCGACACAGUGACUGUGAAGUGCAAAGUCGACCAGAAGCUUAUUUUAGUCGUAGCCCUAUGCAGGACCUUUCCGACGAUGAUAUGUCGGACUUUUCCUCCAACGAAAGUGAUGGGCUAGAGGAGCUAGAUCUGAAAAAUUCCGGCCAUGGACCCAGUGCUGAAGAAGAGACUAGUGGUUCGAAUCCUGACGGCUGUGGAUCACUUGAAGCAUCCAUGCCGGUGCUUAAUCUAACCGGCACUAAGCUGGGAAUCGGAAGCAGUAGCAUUAAUGGGUCCGGUGCCGUCGUCAGAAAAAUGUUCACCAAUACAAGAGAGCGCUGGCGUCAGCAGAACGUAUCGGGUGCAUUCGCUGAGCUGCGGAAGCUUGUACCGACGCAUCCGCCGGACAAGAAGCUAUCAAAAAAUGAAAUACUUCGCAUGGCCAUCCGAUACAUACGGCUGCUUACGAAUGUGCUCGAGUGGCAGAAGAAGCAAGAAGCAAACGAUCUUCGCACUCCGUUGAAGCAACGAAGCUCACAACAGUCUCAGCAGCUUCUAUCGAUCUCACAAACGACCGGGCAUACAAUACAACAACAGCAUUCUAACAACGAGAACCAUUUCACCGGCAACUAUAGAGAAAAUGGCAACAAUCUGUUAAUGAUCGUGUCGCCUAAAUCCUUUGCCAAAUCUACCAACUCCAGUAACCGCACCGUUAAGCUGGAAUCGAAAAUGGAACAAUGCGUUGAGAUAGAGAAGAUCAAGUUGGUUAGCAAACUGUGCCCGCCGGGUAAAAUGGCCAAGCCUGGUCCUGGUGCAUCGAGCGGUAGUGCAAAAAAUCGACGUAAAACCAUGGGCAGCACAGUACAUAUGCGGUCCGGUUUGCAUAUCAAAACGGAUCUGAUGGCGCUCGCUCAACCGUAUGGCACAGUACCCACUAUGAUGGAGACUGAAAUUAAACGUGAACUAACGCACCACAGUCAAAUGGCUCUGCUCGAUGGAGCCGGACAUAGUCGGGAUUAUUUAAACAGUGAUGGAAACGGGCAGAAAAAAAACACCGAAAAGGGAUUGGAAAAGCAAAAGUAACUCACACUACAAUCAAGGACAUGGAUCGAAAUGAUUGAUUGAAUUUUAACAUUAACAUCGUAGAACGUGCAUUAUCAGAGCGAAUUCGAGUUGGUGUUUUGCAUUUUAAUAAAAAAAAAACUUCAUUCGUAGACGACGGGCUUGUGCUAAAAAUCUAAUUUAUGUCUAUUUGUACCACUUUGCUUCUUUCGCUGUAUGCUUGAUACGUUAAAUGUAAGUUUUCAAGCAGGUGAUGUCGAUAUGUGUAUCGUGAAAAUGUGAUAUAAUGAAAAACACUUUUUACAAUGUGCUUCUUUAUGAGCAUAAAGAGCGUUAAAGUGUAGUUUUCACAGGCAAUUAAGAUGAUAAAUAUAUAUGAACAGUCCCUUUCAAAAGUUUUUGUCUCACUUUUUGAAAAUCUUUUUUUAUUUCUUUUAUAAACUAACUCGAGCUCCAACUCGAGUUGUAUUGUAUGUUUCAAUGAUAUUAAAGUAUGUUAGCGUGUAUAACGACCCUUUUUUAGGUAAAAAAAUACCAACAUGAUAUUAAGGGGGUCAUUAUUAAGGAGAUAGUAACCUUUAGCUUAGUCGAUCUCGUGGUACAGUCGUAAGCUCAAAGGACUUAACAACAUGCCCUUCAUGAGUUCAAGUCCCGAAUGGACCGUGCCGCCAUACGUAGUACUGAUUAUCCUGCUAUAGGAGGAAUCAAUAGGUCACUGAAAGCCAAGCCCACAAGUAGUGGUACAGGCAGGCCUUGACCGAUAACGGUUGUUGAGCCAAAAAGAAGAAAAAGAAGAACUUUUAGAUUACAUCUGAGAAAUGACAUCAUGUAAUCGACGUAAAUAGUCGGUGGUGGUAUAGUGGUAAUAGUGGUGCAUGGGUAUCCACAAAGAUAAUGACUGCAAUGAGUGUUGCCAAUGCAAUAGGAAAAACAAAGAGGUUUACAAACUGAGGAAAUAAUUGAUCCAACUGAAUCUCCAAAUUGGUUAUUCAAAUUCAUAAAAAAGAAUCGCUUUACUAUGUGGUUAAAACUAAACUUGUUUAGGAAAUACCAAAAGAAUAUGAAGGUAAAGUAAUUGCCUGCCAUUCGCUUGUACUACAGGCACGAAACAGAUUUAUCUGAAUCAAUUUGGUGACAUAAACAAGUUUUUUUUGUUUUUAUCGUUAAACGUAAGAAAUCCUUUUUCUGAAAAUUUGAGUUAUUUAUUAGAGAAGUCGUUAUACACGCUAAAAUACGGUACUGCUCCUUAUUGGCGUAAUAAACUAGCUUAUUGACUUAUUGAGUACCACGCAGCCGAAUGGUCAAAACAGCAAGUUAUUAUGUCAAUCACGGGCAUGUCAUAAACAUAAUAACUUAAUGCUAUUACUAAAAAUGUUAUUAUUCCAGUGCAAUUGCAGUAUUACUAAAGUAUAAGUAGGUGAUGGCCUCACUGGCAAUUUAAAAUGGUUGAGUGUACUAUAAUGUACUAUUCAUAAUAACUUGACACAAUUUGUGGUACUGGCAAUAUUUAAUUAAUAACGAUUUUUUGCUGUAAUUAAAAUUGCACCUAUUGACUAUGCGACUGAAUAUUUCGUGAAGGCGGACGAAAACAAUGUUUCAAAUUGAUUUCAACUUAUACGCAGGUUUAAUUUUAUGUUAAUGCAUGUUAAGAAAUGCAAUUAAAAACAAACAAAUGCUAUCGUUCCUCACUAUCCCGUGCGGCUGGCAGGUCUUUUGAAAGGGGUCGAAACCUCCUUACGCACAACUCAUUGUUCUAAUAUUUUUCAGUUUCAUGAGGCAAAACUUGACCUUCUAGGAUUGUUGCCAAAUAAAAAGAUUAAUGAAAAAUCACUUAAAUUAUGUGUGCUGUGACCAGUAUCAGUAAACUGAGGAGCUGUCUAUUAAAAAACACACACAAGAGUUCUUUUUCAUCUCUUUUUAACCACCAAUGAGAUCCAUGUCCACACACGUGCAUGAAGGUAAUAGCGGUAAAAAUCAUAAAUUGUAGAUCAAACCCCUCUCCAAAAUAACCAAAAUGCCGAGAUAAAGACUUACUAUUGCCAUCGUUCUCUAAUCCAUUUUCCCAAUGAUAUCACAUGAACGGGCUACACUUUAUUUGUACAAAAUUCUCGAUUUAAAUUCAUUACACCAGUCUCAUUUGGACGAUGGCACGUGUUUGACACAUCGUUUUGCGUUGAGGUGACAAAUAAGCCAACGUGACGAGUGAAAACUACGCUGAGAAUCUGGUUCGGUGUAGAUAAGAGAAUAUGCUCUCCUCCCCCUGGUAUGACUUUCUGUUCGCUCGAGGGAAAACGGAACCUCGUGCCCACCAACAUUGAGCAAAACAUCCGAGGCACUUUAUGCCGUCGACAGUCCCACAAUUACUUUUAAAUGAUGCUCUUCUUCCUUCGCCACACGCCAAUCCCGGACACGUGUCAUCAUCACCUAGCGCAUGGUUAUCGAUGGCACGAGUGGCUAAUAGGAUAAAGAUUAGUGUGUUUAGUUUAUUUUAUUGAUUAGUGCAAAUCACAAUUUAAUAUAGGGUAGAUAGUUUCAUCUAAACGAACUCGUAGAAGCUUAGGCUAGGCCAUGGAAAUGGGCUGAGAAUUUUCAACUCCCCUUGUACUAUCCAUUAUCCUUUGCAAACCACGCCCACUAAAGAAAGUAAAACGAAAGCAAAGUAUUUUUUGCACUGCAAAGUUUUGAAAUUAAACGUAGAAAAAGAUUACGUUGUACUGGUAUUCAGAUUGAAAAGAGGUUCGAUUUAGCAACAAAAAGUGUAGAGAAAGGUGUGAAAAUUGUUUCGCGAUAAGCACCAUAGCUGACAGCCAAGGAUAAGUGCAUUUAAUCCUUUAAACACAACAACCCUUGUUCGGCCUUUAUCGGUUGUUUGUCAACCAUUUUAAUCAGAUUUUGAACUAGAAAGGUGAAUUUCAAUCAACAAAAAUAGAAGAGAUGUUAGUCAUUUUAGUUUUAUGGGCAUCAGUUCAUUGAUUACAAUAAAUAUAUUUUAAAUUUGUAAACUCACAGAAAACUUUUUUUUUGUAAAUCCAAAACGUAUCAAUAAGUAUUGUCAGCAGUAUUUGCUUUAAAAUGUUCGUACUUUUCAUGUGAAUUUUAUACGAAUUUUGAUAUUUGUAUCAUUAAAUUAAUAUGUAUGAUUUUCACACACAAUCCAUCUCAUGCAAGGCAGAUAUAGAACAAUCUAGAACGGCAUUAGAAAAGAUAAUAAAAAAAAUAAAUAAAGAUAAUAACUAAGUCUUGCAUUUGAGAAUUUGGCUGUAAUAACAUUAAUAUGUUUGUAGCACCUCCGCAGAACCAUAAACUUUGAUUUUGAGUUUUGGAGUGUCAUCUUCUCCAAGCUUUUUGGUACAGUGGAUCGUAAUUGUAUAAACAUAUAAGAAUUAUAACGUAUCAAAUACAGUUUAGAGGUUCAAAGCAUCAAUAAGUCCAAUCUACUAUUAUGAAUAUGAGCUUCAUUGCUGACCGGUGUUUGGAGCGACCCGAUCGUAUUGCUGAUGAAAUGAAAUUUACUAGACUAAUUAGUACCUCGCAACCAGAUAGUCAAUGAAGCUAUUGGCGAACGUCGAUGGUAAAUUUAUUGCUAGUAGACAGUUCUACUACAACACACAUAUUUUUUGACAGUCACAUGAUAUAAUCUAGCCGUGUGAGCCAAAAACAUAAGCAAUGAGCCGAGUGUAAUUGAUUUUUUGGAUAUAAUUUUCUAUGGAUAUAAAUUGCCAUAUAUUUCCAAUAACUAAGGCUUUGGAUUGAUAGCAAGAAUGUUUCGAUAACACAUAUUUGUAGUAAAAUGUACAAAAAGACCCUGGUGGGAUACUCACCCAUAUAAUAUACUUCAUUCAUACGAUAGUCCGUUGAAUAAAAUUAA
Anopheles coluzzii is the source of this 5192-nucleotide messenger RNA. RefSeq lists its product as uncharacterized. The record is from RefSeq and is a predicted model, not a curated record. Lineage: Eukaryota; Metazoa; Arthropoda; Insecta; Diptera; Culicidae. Gene Ontology annotation, biological process: regulation of transcription by RNA polymerase II. The transcript is spliced from 2 exons. Bases 122 to 1345 code for a protein of 407 amino acids. Gene Ontology annotation, molecular function: protein dimerization activity; DNA-binding transcription factor activity, RNA polymerase II-specific; RNA polymerase II cis-regulatory region sequence-specific DNA binding.